Messenger RNA from Onychomys torridus (southern grasshopper mouse), 4116 nucleotides. It is a transcript of the gene Acad10, whose product is annotated as acyl-CoA dehydrogenase family member 10. NCBI's taxonomy places the organism in Eukaryota, Metazoa, Chordata, Mammalia, Rodentia, Cricetidae. The coding region runs from base 209 to 3421 and encodes 1070 amino acids. The record is from RefSeq and is a predicted model, not a curated record. The transcript is spliced from 22 exons. Gene Ontology annotation, molecular function: oxidoreductase activity, acting on the CH-CH group of donors; flavin adenine dinucleotide binding.
CCGAGGCUGAAACUCGGCUGGACGGACUCCUCCAAGAUUGUUGGAGAGAGUGCUCGGUCUGUGCAGAGCGUCCCGGGCUCUUUUUGCGUUCGACUCCCUCGCUUCUUGCGUCCCGCCCACGCUCCGGCAGGGUUCUCCCCCCCCGGGCUUUUUGAUUUCCUGGGUCUUCGACCUCAGGGUCUUAACUUUAUGCAGCCUCCGCCUCACCAUGAGCAUAAGGAGGCUUUUCCAGCCUUCUGCUCUCCACUGGGCACGGAGGACGGCUGCCAUGACAAGUACCCUGGGCAGGCAGCAGGGAGUCCUACGCUGGACACAUUCUGGAGGCCGCAGAAACUACAGAGCCGUCAUUUUUGACAUGGGGGGAGUUCUCGUUCCUUCUCCAGGGACGGUGGCUGCUGAAUGGGAGGUGCAGAAUCGUGUUCCUUCUGGAACUAUAGUGAAGGCCUUGAUCAGAGAUGGCGACAGCGGACCCUGGAUGAGGUUUAUGAGAGGAGAGAUGACUACAGAGGCCUUCUUGGAAGAAUUCGGGAGAGUGUGCUCUGAAAUUGCAAAGACUUCCGUGCCUGUGGAAUCAUUUUUCUCUCUGUUAACCAGUGAAACAGUGGCCAAGCCAUUUCCAGUGAUGACACAGGCCAUCUCUCAGAUCAGAGCGGGAGGCCUUCAGACCGCAGUCUUGACCAAUAAUUUUUGUCUCUCCAAUGGGAAAAGCUUUUUGCCCCUGGACCGGAAACAGUUUGACGUGGUGGUGGAGUCCUGCCUGGAAGGCAUCUGUAAGCCAGACCCCAGGAUAUACCAGCUGUGCCUGCAACGGCUGAGCCUGCAGCCCGCAGAGGCCAUUUUCCUGGAUGACCUGGGACCAAAUCUGAAAGCAGCGGCCAGGCUGGGCAUUCACACCAUUAAGGUUGACCAUCCCGAGACAGCAGUGAAGGAGUUGGAAGCUCUUCUGGGUUUCCCGUUGUGUGUGGGUAUUCCCAACACUCGUCCUGUGAGGAAGGCCAUGGAGAUUCCAAAGGAUGCCUUGGAGAAGUACCUGAAGGGCUUGCUGGGGACCCACGGCACUGGGCCCAUGGAGAUCCUUCAGUUUGACCAUGGACAGUCAAAUCCAACGUAUUACAUCAGGCUGGCUGACCGCCAGCUGGUUCUGAGGAAGAAACCCCCAGGGGUCCUCCUUCCCUCUGCCCAUGCCAUAGAGAGGGAGUUCAGGAUAAUGAAAGCCCUUGGGAAUGCUGGUGUCCCUGUCCCCACUGUCCUUGACCUCUGUGAAGACUCAAGCAUCAUCGGUACCCCCUUCUACUUGAUGGAGUACUGCCCAGGCAUCAUCUACAAAGACCCCUCCCUGCCAGGCUUGGAGCCCCGCCAGCGGCAAGCCAUAUACACUGCCAUGAACCAAGUCCUGUGCAGAAUUCACAGUGUGGACCUGCAGGCCACGGGCCUGGACGACUUCGGGAAGCAAGGGGACUACAUUCGUCGCCAGGUACAGACCUGGACCAAGCAGUACCGAGCAGCGGAAACCAGCAGCAUCCCAGCAAUGGAGAGGCUUAUCCAGUGGCUGCCACUGCACCUUCCCAGGCAACAGAGAACCACGGUGGUGCAUGGCGACUUCAGGCUGGACAACCUGAUGUUCCAUCCUGAAAAGGCGGAGGUGCUCGCUGUCCUGGACUGGGAACUUUCCACCUUAGGGGACCCCUUUGCUGACGUGGCCUACAGCUGCCUGGCUCACUACCUACCAUCCAGCUUCCCCAUGCUGAGAGGGUUCAGGGACCAGGAUGUGACACAGCUGGGUAUCCCAGCGGUGGAGGAGUACUUCAGGAUGUACUGUCUCCACAUGGGCCUCCCGCCCAUCGAUAACUGGAAUUUCUACAUGGCCUUCUCGUUUUUCCGUGUGGCGGCAAUUCUGCAGGGAGUCUACAAGCGGUCCCUCACAGGACAGGCAAGCUCAGCAACUGCCAAACAAAGCGGGAAGCUCACCGAGUUCAUGGCUGAGCUGGCAUGGGACUUUGCCACCAAAGAAGGGUUCCGGGUUUUCAAGGAGAUGCCAGCCGCCAAACCACUAGUGAGAUCCUACCAUGCAUGGGCUGGGUCACAGCCCCGGCAGACCCCGACGGGGGUGAGAAGUCACAGUACCCUAGCAGCUGCUUCCCCUGCUCAGGAGGCAAAGGGAGGCCUGAUCAUCUCUCCAGAGGGCCUCUCCCCUCGGGUCAGAAAGUUGUACGACCGGCUGUUGCAGUUUAUGGAACAGAACGUGUACCCCCUGGAGCCAGAGCUGCAGAGACACCAGGCCUCGGCUGACAGGUGGACUCCUUCCCCACUGAUAGAAGACCUCAAGGAGAAAGCCAAGGCUGAAGGGCUUUGGAACCUUUUCCUACCUUUGGAGACAGAUCCUGAGAAAAAAUAUGGAGCUGGGCUGACUAACGUGGAGUACGCACAUCUGUGUGAAGUAAUGGGCAUGUCCCUAUAUGCUUCUGAGAUAUUUAAUUGUUCUGCCCCGGAUACGGGCAACAUGGAGCUCCUGGUGCGGUAUGGCACCGAGGAGCAGAAGGCCCGCUGGCUGGUGCCACUGCUGGAAGGCAGGAUCCGCUCCUGCUUCGCCAUGACUGAGCCCCAGGUGGCCUCGUCAGACGCCUCCAAUAUUGAGGCUUCCAUCAGAGAAGAAGGUGGCUCCUACGUCAUAAAUGGUCACAAGUGGUGGAUCUCAGGCAUCCUGGAUCCACGCUGCAAACUCUGUGUGUUUAUGGGAAAAACAGACCCACAGGCCCCGAGGCACCAGCAGCAGUCCAUGGUCUUGGUUCCCAUGGACACUCCAGGAAUCAAUGUCAUCCGGCCUUUGUCAGUGUAUGGACUGGAGGAUGCUCCAGGGGGCCAUGGUGAAGUACAUUUCAAGGACGUGCGUGUGCCCAAGGAGAACAUAGUUCUGGGCCCUGGUCGAGGCUUUGAGAUCGCGCAGGGCAGGCUGGGGCCUGGCCGGAUCCAUCACUGCAUGAGGCUGAUUGGGUAUUCGGAGAGGGCCCUGGCGCUCAUGAAGACACGCGUGAUGUCCCGCACAGCCUUCGGGAAGCCCCUUGUGGAGCAGGGCACCAUCCUGGCAGACAUUGCCCGGUCACGUGUGGACAUCGAGCAGGCACGGCUGCUGGUGCUGAAAGCCGCCCACCUCAUGGAUGUGGCGGGAAACAAGGCUGCAGCUUUAGAGAUUGCCAUGAUCAAAAUGGUGGCCCCAUCCAUGGCCUAUCAAGUCAUUGACCGUGCUGUUCAGGCCUUCGGAGCAGCGGGCCUGAGCAGCGACUACCCUCUGGCUCAGUUCUUUGCCUGGGCCCGAGCCCUGCGCUUCGCUGAUGGCCCAGACGAGGUACACCGGCUGACCGUGGCUAAGAUGGAAAUGAAGAAUCCCGGCAGGCUACAGGCACCAGCAGCGCCCAGAGUGUAGAUUCUGUGCUUGGAAAGGCCAGGCUGUAGGAAUCUGGACACCGGUGUGCCCGUUUCUCUCUAGAGGCGAUGGGGUUCCUUCUCAGGCCUUCUAGGAAAGCUGAGGGCACGGACCACAGCAGAUGGGAACUCCUGGGAACUGGAAUGAAGCCACUCUGUGCCCACAUCAUGGAAUACCGACUCAGAUGCCCUGUUAGGAAGGGGCUGUUGGGACACACAGUCUGUGGACCUCCUGUGUCACGCGAAGAACAUGGGAACAAAGGCUCCCACAGCCCCUGUGACUCAGAUGCCCAUGGCUUCCUCACACCUAUACCGCUUCCCCUGCACCAGCCCCAUAUGCCAGGGCCCCUUGGGUCAUGGAUUCCAUGGCUCCUGAUUCUCCCAAUGUCUUCACUCCCCCUCACCACCAGUUCCCUACCGUGCUCCCGAAAACCUCACCAGAGGACCUGUGCCAGCCUAGUGAGGUCCUGAUUAACUGCCACACUCUGCUACCUGUCAGCAGUCAUGGUGGGCCAUGGGGGAAGGCCGACAAGAUGCUGCUGAGAUCAGAAGAGUAAUGUGUCCUCCCUGAGGGUCAGGGGAUGGUCACCUUGGCAAGGUCUGAGGUCUUACAGAAACAGGGCCCCAUGAGACCAGAAAAAUGAAGCCGGGGCUGGAGAGACAGCUCAGAGGUUAAGAGCAUUGGCUGUUCUUCCA